Messenger RNA from Musa acuminata subsp. malaccensis (wild Malaysian banana), 1701 nucleotides. RefSeq lists its product as uncharacterized. The record is from RefSeq and is a predicted model, not a curated record. Gene Ontology annotation, cellular component: nucleus; tRNA (m1A) methyltransferase complex. Gene Ontology annotation, biological process: tRNA methylation. NCBI's taxonomy places the organism in Eukaryota, Viridiplantae, Streptophyta, Magnoliopsida, Zingiberales, Musaceae.
AACUCUGCUGUUUUGCUCGCAAGGGUUUUGUCUCCCCCGUCGCGAAAGUAGACUUCCCAUGGCCGAAAAUGAAUGCAGCGGCGCCGGCCACCAGGCACCCACGCUCACGGCGGCGCCCCUUUCGCCAAUUCCGAGAGAGACGUGGGAGGGCUGCAGCGUACUUCUCGACAUCAAUGACGGCGACCGCCUCGUCUUCGCUCGCCUUUCUCCGGCUGCGACUCUGAAGAUCGGGAACAAGAAGUGUUCUCUAGGUCCAUUGAUGGGCUGCCCGUUCGGUGCUUUGUUUCGGGUCGAGAACGGCCCGGGUGGACCAUAUCUGGCGCGUUGCUCUCCUUCCACGUCUGCGGCUUCCAAUAACUCUAUGCAAGAAAGUGAGAAGGGGAACACAACGGAGAACAACAGAGACAACCGAUUAUUAAUUGACAAUAACACAGCCCAAAAUCUAUCUAGCAAUGAUAUCGACACAAUGCGGAAAGAAGGUGCUACUGGUGAUGAAAUUAUUGAAGCUCUUAUUGCUAAUAGUUCCACAUUUGGGAAAAAAACAGUGUAUUCACAAGAGAAAUACAAGCGCAAGAAACAGAAGAAAUAUGCGCCUAAAGUACUUUUAAGGCGCCCUUCGGCUCGAAGUAUCUGUGAGACAUACUUCAAGAAAUUUCCAGCUCGAACAGGGUUUUUGAGAGUGGACACACUAUCUCUCCUCCUCUGCAUGGCUAAUGUCGGAGCACACUCAGAUGUCCUUGUGGUAGAUAUGAUUGGAGGCAUACUUACUGGUGCUGUUGCAGAACGACUAGGAGGCACAGGCUAUGUUUGUAGCAUUUCUUUUGGAGCAACACCUUACCCAUCAGAUAUAGUUAGAAUGUUCAAUUUUAGUAAUGAAGUACGCAGCAGGAUUGUUCAAAUUCCUUUUUCUGAUCUGUGUAAAUCACAUGAGAGCCUGGAGUCCUCAGAAACUCUAUUAAAUGUUAAAGAAUCCUCAACACUUGCUGAAUCUUCUUCAUACAAAAAUUCAAUAGCCAUAUCAGCGGAGCCAAUAAAUCAGGAAUUAGAUCUUAUGGAGGACCAACCAGUUAGCAAUGAAGAGAUGUUAACUUUUCCUGCCAACAGUGAACCUAAUCCCCUUUCCUCAAAUUCAUGUUCCACUUAUACCAUUGAUUGCAAACAUGAGAAUAAUGCUUCAAUAACUCACGAACCUGUCACUAAGGGAAGAAGACCACCACCAGAAAUCGUAGACUGGUGGAAGACAAAUGGCUUUAGUAGUUUGAUAGUUGCUGCACCAGAAUCAGAUGUGGGGACAAUAGUUCAAGAACUGCUGCCACUUCUAUCGUAUUCUGCACCCUUCGCAAUUUACCAUCAAUACCUUCAGCCCCUUGCAACGUCCAUGCACAGAUUACAAAAUUCAAAAAUGGCAAUCAAUCUGCAGAUUUCUGAACCUUGGCUUCGUGAAUAUCAGGUUCUUCCAUCACGUACUCAUCCACUAAUGCAAAUGAGUUGCUUUGGUGGUUACAUGCUAAGUGGGAUCAAAAUUUGUAACAGUGACACUUGUGAAAAAUAAAUGAUGCUUUUGCUUGAAGAAUGGGACGAUUAAGGCUUUGAUGAUGAACGAUGUUCUUGCAGGAGCAUGCCAUUUAACCUAACAAUGUGGGUUAUUCUUUGUUCAUGCAGCAGAUGGUGGGUAAUGUUUGUUGGCGACACCUAUAUGUC